GUAGCGAGGGCGGCGCUUCCCGUGCGCGGUCUGGGGCGGUCCGUCUGUUCCUCGGCGGGGCGCCUUUUUCUUAGUCGCGGAAGAGCUGCCGGGCAUGGAGGUGUUACUGUCCCCGUUGGAAUCGGCCAAGUUUAUCGCCGGGAAUAGCAAAGAUGUCUUCGUGGACGAGGACGGGGCGCGACGGGUGGCGGAGAGUUUGUUCGACAAAGCCUCGGCGGCGGAGUUCGGGCUGGCGGGGUGGAAGAGCCUCCACGAGCUGAACCCCAGGAGCGCCGGCGAGGAAGCGGUAGACUGGGUGUUCCUGGUGGACACCCUCAACUUCUCCUUCUGGUCCGAGCACGAGGACCGCAAAUACCUGGUCAAGUACAAGGGGAAAACCUACAGCGGGUAUUGGUCCCUCUGCGCCGCCGUCAACAGGGCCCUGGACGACGGAAUACCGAUUACAAGUGCAUCAUAUUUUGCCACCAUGACACUCGACCAAAUUCGGCAUGUGUUUCGCUCUGACACCGAGGUGCCCAUACCUUUGAUUGAAGAAAGACAUCGGGUGCUGAAUGAAAGCGGAACCAUUCUGUUAGAGAAGUUUGGAGGCUCUUUCCUCACCUGUGUGAAAAUGAGUGGGAAAAGUGCUCAGAAACUACUACGUCUGGUACUGGAUAAUUUUCCUUCUUACAGAGAUGAAGCUGUAUUUGAGAAAAAAAAAGUGUCUUUCUACAAACGGGCACAAAUACUUGUGGCUGAUACAUGGAGUGUGUUAGAAGGCAAAGGACAUGGCUCUUUUAAUGACAUUUCCAGUCUGACAAUAUUUGCUGACUACAGAAUUCCUCAAGUUCUCGUUCACUUAAAAGCAAUGAAGUAUUCUGAAGAACUAAUGAAGAAACUACGUGCAGAAACAGUUUUCAAGUCUGGAGAUAGAGAGGAGGUGGAGAUUCGUGGCUGUUCUGUUUGGUGCUGUGCGUUGAUCUGUAAGCAUCUGCUGGAGCUCUAUGAGAAGAAGGGUCAGGACAUGCGUGAGAAGAUCAAUGCCGUUUUACUCGAUUAUUAUCUCUGGGACUAUGCCAGGGAUCAUAGGGAAGAGAUGAAAGAUAUUCCGUUCCACCGAGUGCGGUGUAUAUAUUACUAAAUACAGCUGGAUAGCUCUUCUACUGAUACUUUAUCUUUCUAAUUGAAGUAAUUCUUUUCAUACAGUAGUUUGUCAUACGCUGAUUGGAACUGGCUAAACCAAAUGCUCCUUUUCUGAUGAUGUAUUAACACCUUGCUCUUUUUUUUUUUUUUUUUUUUUUUUCUUGGAAUCCUUCACUCGCCGUGGCUGGAAUGAUUAUUAGUUCAUCACUCCUUCUUCGGGCUCCAUGCAUGCAUUUGCGUGUGUCUGAACCCACCCCCCCAGGUAGCUGUACCAUGCCUACAGAUACCUUGUCACACCUUCCCUCACACUGAUCAUCACAUUCAUUCAAUAAACCAUGCCUAAAACC
Cuculus canorus (common cuckoo) is the source of this 1469-nucleotide messenger RNA. It is a transcript of the gene QNG1, whose product is annotated as Q-nucleotide N-glycosylase 1. The record is from RefSeq and is a predicted model, not a curated record. The coding region runs from base 95 to 1120 and encodes 341 amino acids. NCBI's taxonomy places the organism in Eukaryota, Metazoa, Chordata, Aves, Cuculiformes, Cuculidae. The transcript has 4 exons.